Aspergillus niger is the source of this 246-nucleotide messenger RNA. RefSeq lists its product as hypothetical. The coding region runs from base 1 to 246 and encodes 81 amino acids. Lineage: Eukaryota; Fungi; Ascomycota; Eurotiomycetes; Eurotiales; Aspergillaceae. The transcript is spliced from 5 exons. The record is from RefSeq and is a predicted model, not a curated record.
AUGCCUUUUGCAGUUUCUUACUAUGUUGAAUGGACUAAGUUGUUCGCUGUGGUUUCAGAUCAGCGGAUAGAGAACCCGGCUUUGUUAAUCCAAUCAUACUGUUUUCAGCUCACCUUUGUAUAUUUAGAAGAAUUUCUGGUGGAUCUGUUAAAAAGAUUUUUAGAUUUAGAUAUUUUUAAUAAAAAAUAUACUACUACUCAACUUAAUAUAAUCAGGAUUAAUUUUAACAGAUAUACUCUUCUUUAA